CGAGGCUCCUCCUCAACAACAGUUCUCCACUUCCGACGAGAAGCUGCCACAUUGAAGAGGAACAAAACGACGACCUGACAGCGGUUUCUGCUCUCUCGCCACUUUCUCCGGGAUUUCAAUGUUCAGCCUGCUCUUUGGUUUCCGUGUUGACUUGAGCCGUACCUAUAUGGCGUGUGUGAGCGGAGAAUUUUGCCAGGCACAGCACCUCACCUCAGUGGAGAAGUGAAUCGGCCGCCCCCCAAGGGACUACGCUACCCAGAAACCCCCCUGACUGCCAGCGCACUAGGAACUGCAGACCCGACUAAAGCCCCCCCUCCUGGAAAUUGCGUAGUCCUUGGACCGACCACCCUGACCUGUCCCAACCAAUACGAAAAAGCUUUGCUCUCUACUUUCUCCUUGAACAGCCAAUCACAAACAGCUCUCCUGAAUGGGCCGUCUCGCCAACAUGAACCGCCCCGCUGCAGUCGAGAUUGCCUAUGAGUGCAUGAGGUUCCUUAUCACCCACAACCCUACCAAUGCCACGCUCAACAAGUUCACUGAGGAGCUGAAAAAGUUUGAGGUGAAUACAUUGGUUAGAGUUUGUGAUGCCACCUACGAUAAGGCUCCAGUAGAGAAAGAGGGGAUACAGGUCCUGGACUGGCCCUUCGAUGAUGGUGCCCCUCCUCCCACCCAGAUUGUGGACGACUGGCUCAAGCUGCUCAACAACAAGUUUCGAGAGGAGCCUGGCUGCUGCAUCGCUGUCCAUUGUGUGGCAGGGCUUGGCCGAGCUCCAGUCUUGGUGGCCUUAGCCCUCAUUGAGUGUGGGAUGAAGUAUGAAGACGCUGUGCAGUUCAUAAGGCAGAAGAGACGUGGAGCCUUCAACUCCAAACAGCUCCUUUACCUCGAGAAAUACAGACCCAAGAUGCGUCUGCGGUUCAAGGAUACCAACGGCCACAUCUGCUGUGUGCAGUAAGGCUACCUGUCAGUGCAUCUUACUUAUGUGCAUCUAGUGGGGAAUCUUCUGACAGGGGAAGAUUUAAAAAAAAAAAAAAAAAAUGAAUUAAAAAAAUGAAGAGCGUGCUAUCAGUAAUUAUUGUGAUGAUUUGUUAACACUGAGUCAUGGUUAAUUGAUCAGAGAGCAAGUGAGUGAUGUAAUGAAUGAAUCCAGAUCUGGGAUCCACCAGCUGAACCAAUGAAUGGAAGGUCAAAGCACACAGAAAAGGCCCCGCCUCCCGGUUACACUGUACAACCACGGGCCAAAAUCUUUUUAACUUGAGUCCAUCCUGUAUUUUUUUUUUUUCCAGUUGUAAUCAUGGGAUACCGUUUUCCAUUUUGUGAAUUUUUUUUUUUACACAAACAGGUGAUAAAAAGAUGUUAUGUUGAAUGAUAUUAUGAUUUUUAUUUCCACCAAUUAAUGAUAUUAUGAUUAGACCAGAAUAAUGUACCUUUUUAAAAAAGCAUUUUUAAACUCAAACACGUUGUGAUUGUCCAUUUUGGUAUUGGGUGUUUUUUUGUUUUGCAUGAAGAUUCAAAGGUUCACCUGACAAUGCAGUAAUGUUUUACCCUUCACUUGCUAAGUCACUUUCAGUUUAGGGGUUCACUAAGUUUGAAUAUGUCUGCAAUAUUUAUUCACAAGAUAUUCUAUGUGUGAGAGUUUGGCAGGGGCAUGGACACUUUGUCAUCCAAUAGUUUUUCUUUGUUUUGUUUUUUUAGCCUUGAGAGCCAUGUUAUUUUACUUUUAAUUUUGUUGGAGUGCAAUAACCAGUCCACCUCGAAUAAGCCCACCAAACCCUGCUGAGCGUCUUACCCACAUGCACACCUACACGCACACACACACACACACACACACACAUACACAUCCAGACAGUUCAACAGGAAAUAAAAUACAGACGUAACUCCUACAACAGGUACUUCUCCUGCUUUCAUUCAUUCUCUGUAAUGGGUCUACUAUAGGAUUUCCCUAAAUAUGCAUAUUUAAACUCACACAGAGCCUAAGAUUCAAUCUGAAAGACAA
Messenger RNA from Solea senegalensis (Senegalese sole), 1993 nucleotides. It is a transcript of the gene ptp4a2b, whose product is annotated as protein tyrosine phosphatase 4A2b. Gene Ontology annotation, cellular component: nucleus. The coding region runs from base 428 to 952 and encodes 174 amino acids. Gene Ontology annotation, molecular function: protein tyrosine phosphatase activity. The record is from RefSeq and is a predicted model, not a curated record. NCBI's taxonomy places the organism in Eukaryota, Metazoa, Chordata, Actinopteri, Pleuronectiformes, Soleidae. The transcript has 7 exons. Gene Ontology annotation, biological process: protein dephosphorylation.